Mauremys reevesii (Reeves's turtle) is the source of this 2840-nucleotide messenger RNA. RefSeq names its product leucine rich repeat LGI family member 3 (gene LGI3). Gene Ontology annotation, cellular component: synaptic vesicle. Bases 70 to 1722 code for a protein of 550 amino acids. Gene Ontology annotation, molecular function: protein binding. NCBI's taxonomy places the organism in Eukaryota, Metazoa, Chordata, Testudines, Geoemydidae. Gene Ontology annotation, biological process: regulation of exocytosis. The record is from RefSeq and is a predicted model, not a curated record. The transcript has 9 exons.
CUCGAUUUAAAAAGUGCCAGUGAUGGAGAAUCCACCACGACUCUGGGGGAGGGAGGCCAGGCCAGGGUGAUGGCUGAGCUGCAGCCAGGGAAAGUGAUGCGGACGGGGCAAGUCCUUGCCUUCCUCUUGAUCAGCCUGGCCUACCUCUGGCUGCCUGCAGGCUCCAAGCGAGCCCCCAAGCUGCCCCCGUGUCCCCAGAGCUGCUCCUGCACCAGGGACACUGCCUUCUGCAUCGACUCCAAAGCGGUCCCCAGGAACCUGCCCCCGGAGGUCAUUUCCCUGACCAUGGUGAAUGCAGCCUUUACUGAAAUCAAAGCAGCAGCCUUCGCUCACAUCCCCCUCCUGCAGUUCCUCUUACUGAACUCCAACAAGUUUACACUGAUCGGGGACGAUGCCUUCACCGGCCUCUCCCACCUGCAGUACCUGUUCAUUGAGAACAAUGACAUCCGCUCUCUGUCAAAAUUCACCUUCCGAGGACUGAAGUCCCUGACACACUUAUCCUUGGCCAACAACAACCUGCAGACACUGCCCAAAGAUAUCUUCAUACCCCUGGACAUCCUCAGUGACCUGGACCUCCGGGGCAACGCUUUCAUCUGCGACUGCAAAAUCAAGUGGCUGGUGGAAUGGAUGGAGAGGACCAAUGCCACAGUGCCUGCCAUCUUCUGCAGCAGCCCUGUCCGCUACCAGGGGCAGAAGAUCUGGGACCCGGCCCUGAAGGACUUCAGCUGCAUCACGACAGACUUUGUGGUGCACCAGGUCCUGCCAUUCCAGUCAGUGUCAGCUGAGCCCUUUGUCUACAGCAGCGACCUCUACGUAGCACUGGCACAGCCCAGUGCCAGCAUCUGCACCAUCCUCAAGUGGGACUAUGUGGAGCGCAAGCUACGGGACUUUGACCGCAUCCCUGCUCAUUCGGCCGUGUAUUGCAAGCCCAUCGUGGCCCAGUCGCAGCUCUACGUGGUGGUGGCACAGCUCUUCGGCGGCUCCUACAUCUACCGCUGGGACACCAACGUGGACAAGUUCAUCAAGAUCCAGGACAUGGACAGCAGGAAGAUCCGCAAGCCCAAUGACAUCGAGGCCUUCCAGAUUGACGGCGACUGGUACUUCGUCAUCGCCGACAGCUCCAAGGCCGGCUCCACCAGCCUCUACCGCUGGAACCAGAAUGGCUUCUACUCCCACCAGGCCCUGCACCCCUGGCACCGCGACACCGACGUGGAAUACGUGGAGAACGAAGGCAAGCCCCGGCUCAUCAUCUCCAGCAGCUCCCAGGCCCCUGUCAUCUACCAGUGGAGCCGCGCCCAGAAGCAGUUUGUGCAGCAGGGGGAGGUGGCCGAGGUGAUGGACGUGCAGAUGGUCAAGCACUUCAAGUUCAAGAAAGACAAUUACCUGUGCCUCAGCCGCUACAUCGGGGACUCCAAGGUGGUCAAGUGGGAGGGGCAGCGCUUCACCGAGCUGCAGACCCUGCCCUCGCGGGGCUCCAUGGUCAUGCAGCCCUUCCUAGUGUCCCAGCGCCAGUACAUGGCCCUUGGCAGCGACUUCUCCUUCACCCAUGUUUACCUGUGGGAUGAGGAGAAGCAGAAGUUUCUCAAGUUCCAGGAACUCUCCGUCCAAGCGCCCCGGGCUUUCCACUACGUCCCCUUGGAGGACAUGGACCUUCUGCUGGCACCCAGCUUCAAGAGCAGCACACUGGUCUACAAGCACGUUGUGGUGGACCUCAGCUUGUAGGGGGGGUCCCUGCCACCUGCCCAGCUCCCUGCCUCACGCCUAGACACUGUGCAGAGAAAACGUUCUUCAACUUGCAACACCCCUGGAGCCGGGGACUCCAGCACACUGCCUCGCCUCAGGCUAAGGCUUCCUGUCUGUGCCCAUGCACUGCCCCACUGCCAUAUCCAUGGACAGGUCCAGAACACACACAUACUCACACAGGCCCGUGAGUCCAUGCAUACCCAGCACACGUUCCAUCCAUGCACUCGUAUUCAGGAGCGUAUGCUCACCACAGCCAUCCCUCCAUAGAUAAACUCAUACGCAUACGCACAUGCCCUCCAGCAUCUCAUACACAUUACAUUCCUGCCCAUAGGCCUCCAGUGCGCGUACACUCCAACACCCCCAUGGACACCCCUUCGCAGUCUCCUAGCCAUACCAUAUGCAUCUACACUCACUCUUUACAUGUCCAUGCAAUCCCUGUGCACCCCAUAAACAAACACACAUUCCCGCACCCCUUAACCUCACAUUCAUCUCCCCGCAUAGAGCCUUAUAUUCAUGCCCAUUUACUGCUGUGCAUGGACAGCCACGUCCAUGUACACCCUCAGAUCCAUGCCUGUUCACAUCCACUCUGACUACUGCACCUUCCAUGCACACACAGCUACUCCCAUGUGCACAUUCUUAUCGGCGAACCCAGAUAUGGUGCACUGGCGGUGCACCGCGCCAUGCUGCGUCUCCCACCCACCAACACAUAUGCAUACAUCCCUGUAUCUGUCACCCUGAACCCUGCCUGCAGUCCCCUCUGCACACAUGCUCCUGUCCCCAUACAGAGCGCCGGGUAGCAGGCCUGGAAGAAGAAAGUCCCUUGUCGUCACUUCUCCCGAACUCUUCCUGAAGCUUCUGCCGCACUUUCUGUAGCCAUCACCCAUGUUCAGACUGUAGAGACACUGCUCUGUGUGGCUCCACCACUCCUGAGACCACCUGACCCCCUUUGGCUCCCGCAGCCACCCUGCAAGAGGGCUCUCUGGAAGUGUGCCCAGUGGCAACCUCAGCCCAGAUCAUCCCAGCGCCCUCAGUGAGCUGCCUUCCACAGCCUUCUGGGAGCUAAUGGAAGUAUAAAGGCACCCUUUGUACCUCCCCCA